Phasianus colchicus (ring-necked pheasant) is the source of this 1281-nucleotide messenger RNA. Its product is annotated as urea transporter 2-like. The record is from RefSeq and is a predicted model, not a curated record. Gene Ontology annotation, cellular component: membrane. NCBI's taxonomy places the organism in Eukaryota, Metazoa, Chordata, Aves, Galliformes, Phasianidae. Gene Ontology annotation, molecular function: urea transmembrane transporter activity. Gene Ontology annotation, biological process: urea transmembrane transport.
AUGGAUCUUGGAGAAAUUGUUGUGGCUGAAAGUCCAGCUGAGAGGAACCUAUAUGCAGAGAAGCAGCCAAGAAGCCAGGACAUGCUGGGGAAAAGUGGAAAACAAAUCCACCAAGUUUUCAAGUAUCUCACAGGAGAAAUGAAAGAAUAUGGAGAGUGGAUGAAAAAUAAACCCUUCAUGGUUCAGCUGGUGGACUGGAUCUUGCGAGGCACCUCUCAGGUGAUGUUUGUCAACAACCCUCUCAGCGGGCUCAUCAUUUUAGUGGGGCUUUUUAUCCAGAAGCCCUGGUGGAUGCUGACGGGCUGUGUUGGAAUUGCCACAUCAACGUUAACUGCUCUGGCUCUCAGUCAGGAGAGAUCAGCCAUUGCAUCGGGACUGCAUGGCUAUAAUGGGAUCCUGGUGGGAUUGCUCAUGGCUGUCUACUCGGAUAAGGGAGAUUACUACUGGUGGCUUCUUACCCCUGUGGCAGUUAUAUCCAUGGCCUGUCCAGUCCUGUCCAGUGCAUUGGGAUCUAUUUUCAGUAAAUGGGACCUUCCUGUGUUCACUCUGCCCUUCAAUAUUGCGGUGACUUUGUACUUGGCAGCCACAGGACACUACAACCCUUUUUUUCCUACGACCCUCAUCAAGCCUAUAGCAUCAGUGCCCAAUAUCACCUGGUCUGCAAUCAAUGUGCCUCUGCUCUUGCAGUCCAUCCCAGUUGGUGUUGGUCAAGUGUACGGUUGUGAAAACCCCUGGACUGGAGGCAUCUUCCUUGUUGCUUUACUCAUCUCUUCCCCACUUAUUUGCUUACAUGCUGCAAUUGGGUCUACAGUUGGGAUGCUUGCAGCGCUGAGUAUUGCAACACCAUUUGACAGCAUCUACCUUGGCUUACACAAUUACAAUUGUGCUCUCGCAUGCAUUGCAAUUGGAGGCAUGUUCUAUGCCCUGACCUGGCAGACUCAUUUGCUGGCCCUUGCUUGUGCAUUGUUUUGUGCCUACUCUGGAGCAGCUCUUACAAAUGCACUAUCUGUGCUUGGACUACCACUCUGUACCUGGCCUUUUUGCUUCUCGGCGCUUCUCUUUUUGCUGAUAACCUCAGACAACCCAGCCAUCUACAAAAUCCCUCUCUGCAAAGUCACCUACCCAGAAGCCAACAGGAUCUACUACCUGAGAAUGAAGAGAAGAGCAUCGGAGAGCAGAAGAGAAGAGCAGAAGCGAAAGGAGCAGAAACCUUCUGGCGACUCAAAAAUAAGCACAGGAGGCACUCCUUUGUGCACCCCCAAAAACAGCCGCAAUCACUGA